Salvia hispanica is the source of this 716-nucleotide messenger RNA. It is a transcript of the gene PRPL35, whose product is annotated as Ribosomal protein L35. Gene Ontology annotation, biological process: translation. Gene Ontology annotation, cellular component: large ribosomal subunit; ribosome. Gene Ontology annotation, molecular function: structural constituent of ribosome. The record is from RefSeq and is a predicted model, not a curated record. NCBI's taxonomy places the organism in Eukaryota, Viridiplantae, Streptophyta, Magnoliopsida, Lamiales, Lamiaceae.
GAAGGAAGAAGUCUAUCCCUUCCAUUUCUCACAAAAAUCCAAUCUUUCUUUCGUAAACAUGGCUACUGCAUCUGCAACAAUGGCUGCCAUCUUUUCUUUCCGCCACACGCCGCUUGCUCCGCACAGCGCAAAAGUCCCAUCUACACCGUUAAUCAAGAAACGCGCCUUUACCCUUAAUCUCAGUUCCUCCCGCUCCAUUUGCGGCCUCCGCCCCCUCGUUCUCACCAAAAUUGUCAAUACCUCCACGGAAGUUCGAAGAAUUCCACAACCGCUCACGCUGGUGUGCGCGAAAGGCUACAAAAUGAAGACCCACAAGGCUUCGGCUAAGCGGUUUCGCGUGACGGGGAGCGGGAAGAUAAUGAGGAGGCGAGCAGGGAAGCAGCAUUUGCUUAGGAAGAAGAAUACCAAGAGGAGAUUGAGACUCUCUAAAUCGAUCCAAGUUGAUCGCAGCGACUACGACAACGUGAUAGGAGCCUUGCCGUAUUUGAAAGUAAACCGAGCCAACUGAAGCUGAUGGAUAUUGCCACUUGUAGAGAGCUUCUUGUUUCAGUGCACUCUUCAAAGUAGCCUUCGCCUUUUGCCAAUUGAAAAUUUUUCUGUAUCAUUUGUAAAUUUGUUAAGAGCAUCACUUUUUAGCUUUUAAUUGUUUGCUGAGACUAUAGUUUUUUUGUGGAAUGACACGAGAUGUAAUAAAAUGAAUCAAGAUUAAAUCCUCA